Messenger RNA from Dufourea novaeangliae, 2533 nucleotides. It is a transcript of the gene Psi, whose product is annotated as far upstream element-binding protein 1. Gene Ontology annotation, biological process: regulation of DNA-templated transcription. The record is from RefSeq and is a predicted model, not a curated record. NCBI's taxonomy places the organism in Eukaryota, Metazoa, Arthropoda, Insecta, Hymenoptera, Halictidae. The coding region runs from base 134 to 2365 and encodes 743 amino acids. Gene Ontology annotation, cellular component: cytoplasm; nucleus. The transcript is spliced from 14 exons. Gene Ontology annotation, molecular function: mRNA binding.
AUUUACAUUUUGUAUGGAAUACGUUCCAAGCGUUACGUAUUAGAGUGAAUUUACGUAACAGCGGUUAUUAAGAGUAGUUUACAGAAAGAAAUAUUGGAAUAGUUUCAUUGGUAUUGCUGCUUCAUGUUCCAUCAUGAGUGACUAUUCAGCGGUUGCUCCGCCUCAAAAUUUUAGCCAAAGCUCUGCGUUUGCGGCAGCUUUGCAACGUGCGAAACAAAUAGCUGCAAAGAUCAAUCCGGCAGGUGCUCAAACCAAUCCGGAUACAAAACUGAAACGUCCUCUUGAAGAUGGAUCAGAACCAGAAGCUAAGAAAAUGGCAUCAUUAGUAACAGACUCGCUAAUAGGACUUCGUGGUCCCCCAGGAGGUAAUUCAUUAGGAGAUUCAAGUAGUCAGAGUGGUAGAGCAAGUCAAGCAGGAUCUUCAGGACCAAUCGGGAAUGUAGGAGGUAUUUGUAAUGAAGAUAUCAGAGUUCCAGAUAAGAUGGUUGGUCUAAUAAUUGGCAGAGGUGGAGAACAAAUAACAAGAUUACAAAGUGAAACAGGAUGUAAAAUACAGAUGGCACCCGAAAGUGGUGGGCUACCUGAACGUGUUUGCACAUUAACUGGCUCAAGAGAAGCUGUCAAUCGAGCUAAAGAACUGGUACUGUCAAUCGUCAAUCAAAGAAGUAGAACAGAAGGAAUUGCUGAUAUGAAUAUGAGUGGAAGUGGUGGUAGUGGAAUGAUGGGAGGACAUCCAGGAUUAGUGGAAAUAAUGAUACCUGGGCCUAAGGUUGGCUUAAUUAUUGGGAAGGGAGGAGAAACGAUAAAGCAACUUCAAGAAAAGUCUGGAGCGAAAAUGGUUGUUAUUCAAGAAGGACCAUCUCAAGAACAAGAAAAGCCUUUAAGGAUAACUGGUGAUCCACAAAAGGUUGACUAUGCCAAACAAUUAGUGUAUGAAUUAAUAGCUGAAAAAGAAAUACAGAUGUUUCAUAGAGGUUCAAGAAGUAGCGAGAGGAGUGGGAAUUAUUCAAAUGAGAAUAGUUUUAAUCAUGGUUCUGGAACCACCGAUGGAGUGGAGGUACUUGUUCCAAGGGCAGCAGUGGGCGUUGUUAUUGGUAAGGGCGGAGAUAUGAUAAAAAAAAUACAGGCAGAAACUGGUGCAAGAGUUCAGUUUCAACAAGGAAGAGAAGACGGUCCCGGAGACAGAAAAUGCAUACUAUCUGGGAAACAUCAAGCUGUAGAACAAGUACGUCAACGUAUUCAAGAACUCAUUGACAGCGUAAUGAGAAGAGAUGAUGGUAGAGGUGGUGGUAACAUGGGUGCAAGAACUAGUGGUCCACGAGGCAAUGGAUUUGGUGGUAAUCGUAAUCCAAAUGAGUAUGGUGGAUGGGAUAGACGUCAAGGAGGACCAAUGCAAGAUAAAGUAGAGACAACAUUUACCGUUCCAUCAUCCAAAUGUGGUAUUAUUAUUGGAAAAGGUGGUGAAACUAUUAAACAAAUAAAUCAACAAACUGGAGCGCAUUGUGAAUUAGAUAGGAGAAAUCAGAGCAAUGAAAAUGAAAAAAUUUUCAUAAUUCGAGGUAACCCCGAACAGGUGGAGCAUGCAAAACGAAUAUUCAGUGAAAAACUGGGCAUGGCACCCGCUAACCCAUCGUUUACGGGAGCACAGGGGGCAAUAGGAUAUAAUCCCACCUGGAAUGCAGGGACAGCCUAUCAAGCAUGGCCAAAUCAACCUCAAACUGCGGACACAAAUGCAGCUAAUCAAGCACCUGUUCAAGUAAAUCCACAAACAGGACAACCAGAUUACAGUGCUCAAUGGGCAGAAUAUUAUAGAUCAUUAGGUAUGCAUAGAGAAGCAGACAUGAUAGAGCAACAAGCAAAACAAGGAAAGCCAGAACACAAUCCACAAUCAGGUGAAGUACUAGGAAACGCACAAAAUCAACCUAAUGCUCCAGCACCUGGUACUCCUGGGCCAGCUCAGCAGCAACAACCAACACAACAAGUAGGAGCUACUCAAAAUGGAGGUCAAGCAGAUUAUAGUGCACAGUGGGCAGAAUACUACAGAAGUAUUGGUAAAAUAAAGGAAGCCGAAGCUAUAGAAGCUCAAAUGAAAGCGGGAAAGUUGGGAAUGCAAAACAAUCAAAUAGCUCAACAACAAAUGCAGCAAAAUAUGCAAGGUCAAUCAGGACCAACGGGCGCAGCUCCUAAUGCAUUUCCACAAGCUUAUGGUAAUUAUCCGACAAUAAAUCCUGGUUCAACUCCGGUAAGUUAUUAUGCACCUGCGGGAGCUGGAUCUACCUCACAACCACAAGCUGGCCAGCAAAAUCCAUCUUUUCCAACGGGCUAUCAAAACUACCCCUAUUCACAAUCGAAUACAGAAAGUUAAACCUUCCAUCAAGGAACAUAAACUAUAGUUUUCAGAUAGUUUCCCAACGGGAUGCGGUAAAUGCCUGCUGUAACUUCAUAUACUGUUUACAAUAAAUUACGAUAGUUAAUCACUUCACACAACCCAUAAACUUUAAAAAAAAUUCUAUUAGAACCGACAAUGUUCUAU